AUGUCGUUUCAGUCCACUCCUGCGGUGCCUUCGAGCACCCCUGCGAGGCCCACUGAGGUGUCUGUGGCUGGGUCUUCAAGCACUUCUAACCCCACCCCGGGAGCCCCUCCUGACGAAGUGGUACCCGCGUUAGACCGCCCACGUCCCACUGCAGCGAGGGCGAAACAGGAGAGUAGGGACAGCAUCCUGGAACAGAUCGUCGACCAGAACACCCAGUUCAGGUCCCUGCUCGAGGGCGCCGUGGCACCCAGUGGCGACCCCAGCCUCCUCUACUGGCGCGGGGUUCUGCAGGAGGUGGCCAGGGACUGUGCCGAGGUGAGGAGUGACCUCCGCAGCGGCCUUCUGUCGGAGAUUGGUGCCCUGGUCAACAGGUGGAGGGUGUUCUCUAAAAAAGUGGACACCGAACCUCCCCCAUCCUUCUACGUUGAGAUGAAGGCCACCCUCGAGAUCCCGACCAUCCAACCUCAGCCACAGCAACCUACACGGCCCGUUCUCCCCAUCCAGGGCCCUCACAUUCCCCUUAUUGCAGAGCCGGGGGCAUCUCAGCAGCCGCUGCAGUACCUGCAGGUCAGACCCCAGCUUGGCUCCACGCCCCUCAACCCCAACUUGUCUCUCAGCAACAGCAUCCUCCUGGACAGCUUCCCGCUCUCCUUUGAGCCGGGAACCCCAGCACCAAGCAACAGAGACCUCAACACCCAAAAGUAA
This is a messenger RNA of Eriocheir sinensis (Chinese mitten crab), 705 nucleotides long. RefSeq lists its product as uncharacterized. The coding region runs from base 1 to 705 and encodes 234 amino acids. Lineage: Eukaryota; Metazoa; Arthropoda; Malacostraca; Decapoda; Varunidae. The transcript has 2 exons. The record is from RefSeq and is a predicted model, not a curated record.